AGGGAAAAUGAUCCCAUCUGAUCUUGAAAGAAGAAUCCUUGAAGCCAAACAGAAAGGAUUUGUUCCUUUCCUUGUGAGCGCCACCGCUGGGACCACUGUGUACGGAGCAUUUGACCCCCUCUUGGCAGUCGCUGACAUUUGCAAAAAGUACAAGAUCUGGAUGCAUGUGGAUGCAGCUUGGGGUGGGGGAUUACUGAUGUCCCGGAAACACAAGUGGAAACUGAGCGGCGUGGAGAGGGCCAACUCUGUGACAUGGAACCCACACAAGAUGAUGGGCGUCCCUUUACAGUGCUCCGCUCUCCUGGUUAGAGAAGAGGGGUUGAUGCAGAGUUGCAACCAGAUGCAUGCUUCCUACCUCUUCCAGCAAGAUAAACACUACGACCUGUCCUAUGACACCGGAGACAAGGCCUUACAGUGUGGACGCCACGUCGAUGUUUUUAAAUUAUGGCUAAUGUGGAGGGCAAAGGGCACCACUGGGUUUGAAGCACAUAUUGAUAAGUGCUUGGAGCUGGCAGAAUAUUUAUACAACAUCAUAAAAAACCGAGAGGGAUAUGAAAUGGUGUUUGAUGGAAAGCCUCAGCACACAAAUGUCUGCUUCUGGUACGUGCCCCCAAGUUUGCGUGUCCUGGAAGACAAUGAAGAGAGAAUGAGCCACCUCUCAAAGGUGGCCCCAGUGAUUAAAGCCAGAAUGAUGGAGUAUGGGACCACAAUGGUCAGCUACCAGCCCUUGGGAGACAAGGUCAAUUUCUUCCGCAUGGUCAUCUCAAAUCCCGCAGCAACUCACCAAGACAUUGACUUCCUGAUCGAAGAAAUAGAACGCCUUGGACAAGAUUUAUAAUAAUGUAGCUCACUGAGCUAUUUCAGUUCCCUAGGUAGACAAUUAAGUUGUCACUGUGUGAAUGUAUUUGUAGUUUGUUCCAAAGUAAAUCUAUUUCUCUAUUGUGGUGUCAAUGUAGAGUACAGUUUAAAAAUCAAAAAACAAAAAAACACAAAAAAACACACC
Molecule: messenger RNA, 1003 nt
Organism: Hyaena hyaena (striped hyena)
Lineage: Eukaryota; Metazoa; Chordata; Mammalia; Carnivora; Hyaenidae
Gene: GAD2
Product: glutamate decarboxylase 2
Exons: 8
Biological process (GO): GABA shunt
Cellular component (GO): cytoplasm
Molecular function (GO): pyridoxal phosphate binding; glutamate decarboxylase activity
Source: RefSeq, a predicted model, not a curated record